GACAAGUGGAAAUCGUGUGUAUUACUGUAUUGCCCUGGUGAUCCUUAUUUUGAGCCUCUGGGGUGAUAGGGUAGGGUAGGGUAGGGGGAUUAUAAAUACUUUGCUUUUCCUGCUCUUUUAUCUUCUUUCUAUAUUUCUCUACUUAUCAAUCAUAUCUACAUCUACUACUUUCUCCAUACAUCGGGGUUUUAUCUAUCUACUAUCUACUAUCUACACUCCUACCGAACCUAAUCUACUACACCACACCACACCACCACCACAAUUAAAAAAAGAACAACCACCAACAUGAAAUACGCCCUCACCUCCCUCCUCCUUACCACCGCCCUCCUGGCGACCCCCUCCCUCACCACCCCCGCGCCAGACGUCGUCAGCGACGCCAUCGGUAUCGCCCAAACCGCCGUAUCCGGGGGCGAAUCCCUGGCAACCGACAUCGCCAGCGACGCGACCUCCAUCGCCUCUGAGGUCGCGACCGGCGGCGCAGCCGCAUACUCCUCCCUGACGUCCGCGGGCGGGGAAGUAGCCUCGAACGCCGAAUCCUGGGGCACGUCGGUGGCGUCGGAUGCACGGUCCGAUGCGUCCGCGGCGGCAUCGGAUAUCCGGUCCAAGGCGUCGGAUGUAGCGUCGGAGAUCACUUCUCGGUGGGAGAGCGCGACGACGUUGACGGGGUCGAAUGGGCAGCCGACGAGUACGGAGACGAUGACUGGGAAGACGACGCUGACUGCUAGUACGGCGAGUGCGACGGGGAGUGCGGCUAGUACUGCUAGUGGAUCCAGUGCUAGUGCGACGAGUUCGACGAGUGAGGGGGCGGGUGUGGCUAUGGCGACGCCGGGAGUUGGGUUGGGGAUGGGGGUUGUGGGUGUUGCGGGUGUUUUGGGGGUUAUGGCUGCUUUGUAAGGGGUGGAGUUGAGGAUCAGGGGAUUAUUUGUUGAUGAUGGAUGGAUGGUUGAUGAUUGAUACCAAUGUAUAUGAUGUUUUGAUUUGAAUUAUGACAUAUCAAGUUGCUUCAUUCUUGUCUAUUAGUAUUGGUAUAUGUAAACUGUAUAAUUAGUAGGAAGCACUAGUAUGCGCCUCAUCUCUCUUCUCUGAUGUCUCUGACUCCGGCUUCUCCUCUUCUAACCCGUCCACUGUCAUCUUCGGUCCUGUGUACCACUUG
This is a messenger RNA of Aspergillus eucalypticola CBS 122712, 1153 nucleotides long. RefSeq names its product putative GPI anchored protein. The record is from RefSeq and is a predicted model, not a curated record. NCBI's taxonomy places the organism in Eukaryota, Fungi, Ascomycota, Eurotiomycetes, Eurotiales, Aspergillaceae. Bases 286 to 894 code for a protein of 202 amino acids. The transcript has a single exon.